Dunckerocampus dactyliophorus (ringed pipefish) is the source of this 5003-nucleotide messenger RNA. Its product is annotated as rho GTPase-activating protein 20-like. The record is from RefSeq and is a predicted model, not a curated record. Bases 790 to 3297 code for a protein of 835 amino acids. The transcript is spliced from 15 exons. Lineage: Eukaryota; Metazoa; Chordata; Actinopteri; Syngnathiformes; Syngnathidae. Gene Ontology annotation, biological process: regulation of Rho protein signal transduction; signal transduction. Gene Ontology annotation, molecular function: GTPase activator activity.
AUCGACACCAGGGAAAGUAAUCAUUGUAGUGAUCCACUUUUAACCGGGCUGAUUGUGACCAAUUUGGGCAAGGAACACUUUGUGGCCUCGUUUGGCUUUUUAGCCCAGUUUGUGGCCCACUUCUGUUUGUCUCCUGAAGCAAGAUCGAUUUUGGGACAAUAAACGUGCACUUGGGUCUUACGUACCAACUUAUCGCUGUUCUCUUUCCGGCUUGUUUUUUUUUUAAUUAAAUCCGCUAUUAAUGGCAGGGUGAUUUGCCAAUGUGAACAUUCUAUUUGUUUCCUUUACUUUUUACUGGAACAAGAACAUCCUAAAUCUGUCACACCUCACUUCCGCGCUAACCGGCCGUGCAAAAUGUCAUCAUGUCAAGUCAAGUGCCGAUUAACGAUUCCAUUACAAGCCAUCCGUCCUGUUUGUGUGUCAUCUAUAACAAGUUCUAAAAAUAGAGCCAACUUUUCUUUGCCUGCGUUCUGGCGCCGCCUCUGCGCCGAGCGUAGACGCAUUAAGAGGGGGUACAAAAACUGCUAAUCCUGACGUGCGGCGCGGAGGUGGGCGUGCUUGCGCCUCAACUUUCCUCACCGAUGCUGCUUCGCCGUGGCGAUUUACGAAACACUAUCUCAGCCCCAGGGAGAGGGAGAGAGAGGGGGGGGGGGAGUCUGUGUUAUUUCAUCAGCGGGCGGAAAAGUUAGCAGCUACCCUCCAACACGUGCGCGUCCUCCCGGAUCUCAUUAAUGGGAUUAGAUUGUUUGAGGGCGGCUGGACACUGAGCUGCAGGUGUCUGGAGGCCGGAUGGACAACAUGUCUCCUCAACAUCAACAAGACAGACUGAGCCGGAGUGCAGGAGACACCGACAACAGACGGCGGAUGAGGUCCCAAAGUGUUCGGCGUCAGUCCGCCCCCUCUUUGGUCAUCAGCAGGGCUCUGGCCAGGUCAAAGACGCUGUCCAGAGAGAGUCUCCCAGUUCCAGUGUUCCCAGAAACAUGCUCCUUGGUCCAGUCCUUCCUGAGAGCGCCCAAUCGGUCGUUUCUCCUACACGGACACACUCAGCUGAAGACUGGCAUGCAGACUCAGGACAGACACCUCUUCCUGUUCACAGACGUCCUGGUGAUCGCGAAAGCCAAGUCAGCCAACCAAUUCAAACUGAAGGCCCAAGUGUGUGUGUGCGAAAUGUGGACAGCAAGUUGCAUGGAGGAGGUGUGUGAGGGAAGCACCUGCCCCGAGAGGAGCUUUGUCUUAGGCUGGCCCACCUGCAACUCUGUUGCUACAUUCAGCUCUGCGGAACAAAAAGAGCAAUGGCUCUCCCUCCUCAAAAGUCGCAUUAAAGAGGAGAAAGAGAAGGAAGAACCGAAAACCAUCCCUCUCAGGGUGUAUGGGAAGGGACUCAAUACUUACGCUGUGACCAAGACUUUGCCCGUCAGCAACUCUGAUUCCACCACUGAGGUGAUUCGACUGGCUCUGCAGCAAUUUAGCAUCAUUGGAAAUGUGAAGGACUACCAGCUGUGGAUCCUCUCCAAAAGGGACAAUACACCCUAUCCUCUUAUUGGUCAUGAGUUCCCCUUCAGCAUCCACAUGAGUCAUGUGAGACAAGCGUUGUCCCAGAGCGCCACCUCGCCUGAGGACAGAGUGAGGGCGAUACAGGCGGAGCAGCUGCUAGUGCGCAAGCGGUGCCAGUUCAUCCUGAAGCCCCGCCCUGAGGAAGUGCUUCAACCACAGGUGCUGGCAGAUUUCACCCAGAAACCACUGAGAAGGAGGCGGUCCCUCAUCACUUGGGCCUUCUUGCGAGGCUCGUCCCCUUAUUUAGGGUUAUCCACAGGAAGCGCGUCCCAGGGCUGCUUGUUUGGUCGGCCCCUCAGCACUGUGUGCACGGACGACGCACUACCUAAGCCCGUGAUGGACAUGCUGACGUUCCUGUAUCACGAGGGCCCGUGGACACGGGGCAUCUUUCGGCGGCCGGCAGGCGCUCGUGCCGUCAGGGAGCUGAGGGACUCGUUGGAUUCCGGACAGUUUCUUCUCCCACUGACACGGGACCACAUCUUCAUCAUUGCCGGAGUCUUCAAAGACUUCCUGCGCAACAUUCCUGGCAGCCUGCUGUGUUGUGAGCUGCAUGAAGAGUGGAUGGAUGCUUUGGAAGAUGAAGAGGGGGAGGAGGAACAGGUCCAAGAGAUACAAAGAAUGAUGAGUCGGCUGCCCAAAGACAACGCCCGGUUGCUACACUACCUGUUGGCUGUGCUGCGCAGUAUCCAAGGUAACGCCCAAGAGAACCAGAUGACGAGUUUCAACUUAGCGGUGUGCAUCGCUCCCAGCAUGCUUUGGCCACCCGGAGCACUGUGUAGCCCAGAGGCAGAGAACGAAGGAACCAGGAAGGUGUGUGACUUGGUGAAGUUCAUGAUAGAACACUGCCAGCAGAUUCUGGGAGAGGAGCCUUCCUCUCUGUUUGGAGGUUUGCCACAAAGACUCUGCGCUGACGAGGAGACAGGAUCUGAAAAGUGGAUGUAUCCUCUGACAGACUCGUCCUACGACAGUCUAGAAAAUGAGUUGGACACGAGCAGUGGCGGCUCACCAAGUUUUUGCAGCAGACGUCUCAGAUCCAAACCAGGGAGUCUGGACUCGGUCCUCACCUUCAGCGACUACGACCAGGACACCGAUCCCGACACACUGCACCCUAACGGGCAGCUGCUGAGAGGGAGCAGAGGGAGGAGGCUGCACUCAGGAACCUCCUGCCCCAGCCAAGAGGCACCGCCUGUGGACCCCGCCUCAACCCCGGACUCCCUUUCCCCACAUAGUGUGCACAGGCCGCGUCGCCGCUCGGAACCAGCACUUGUGUAUGCAGCCAAGAUUCAGUCGUGCUUUUUGGCGAGCACAGAUGGCCUCACCGGCGAGGAUGACGACAACAAAGAUGAGUACCCCUCAAAGCCGACCAGUCACAGAGCAGAGGCAGGGCUUCACCAGAGGCGGAGGAGGUCAUCAGCAGCCCUGGAAGCCAGCUCCUCUAGCCUGUCCUCUAACCCCACCUCCCCUGCACCGACACAAACCUACAUAUUAAGCAGACGAUAUGCAACCAAGGCAUGCACUCCCUCCACAUCCUUCACCACGAGCUGUGCUCAGACAUCAGGCAGACAUGAGGAGCAGGGGACGAGUCGUAAAGAGAGUAAAUGGGGGACCUUGAAAAGCUGCAGGAGCCUCCACCCCAACUCUUGGCUGAGGAAAGACCGCAGAUUGUCCUUAACUCAGCAAGAAAGCCUGGAAAAUAACUCUGCCAGCGCAAAUACAAACAUAUUCACCAGUGACGAAUAUUAGUACCUUUGGCAAGAAUGUAUGAAAAUGAAAGUCACUUGUAGCUUGAGCAUCUUAAGUUGGAAAAUUGUAUACAACAGUCUUUGUUAAGCAUAAACAUAUAAUAGAUUUCAUUUAAACUAUGGUUGUUAUCUAAUAUGUACAGUUAAUGGCCAUCCGAAUGUAGAAGUUUAUCAAUGCAUUUGAGUCGACUGACGGACUGUCAAAGCGAAACCUUUGCCCCCUAGUGGACAUUUUGACAUACUGCACGUACUAUUUGCAUUGCAUUAUCGCUUCUUGUCCGUGCGUGCAGAUGAAUGGGUAUGGGCAAAUUAGAUGAAAGCUCGUGUGAAUAACCUAUUUUGUCUAUGAAAUAUGCAAGUCAUGGCCAAAUACAACUGCUAAAAUUGCCAUUGUUCGGAUUGGAAAAACAUUUAUAAAACUUGCACAGAAGUUGAGUCAGUUAACCUUCAAUGUAAUUUCCCGUAGUAGAACAUCAUUUUCUCUCUCCCAAUGUGUUGAAAAAGAGCAAGGCUUUUCCCCACCAAUGUAUAAUAUCAAAUGCACGUUAACUUGCCAUGAGAAAGCUGACUUUUUUAUGACUUUAUUUUUGUCUUGACCCAAACCCUUAUAUAUACUGUAUAAAUGUGUCCUAGCUAUGUACAAUCACAUGGUUACAUGAAAGUUGGCAUCAAACUGAUCAGGAAAUGGGGGCGAUGCGCACAUGGUGGAAUUACAAUAAAAACAUUUGCAUGUCAGUCACAGGCCGUCACCAUUUUGCUUGUCACAGUUUGUCCUUUCAAGCGUGACGUUACGUUACAACAUUCCAUUACCGAAUUCUAAAAAUGUCACUUGCGUCCACGUGCUUGUUUAGUUGCAAACGACAACUAGCAAACAAAGCGGACCUACCAUCGCCGCUGUGUAUCUGUACACCGUACGACGUCACGCUAAGAGGAGCCGUCUUUACUCUGUCUGAUGUCGGCUACGCUCUCUGGGACACGGGCCACCAUCCCCUCCAAGGACCUGCUCAGGCAGAUCUGGCAACCCAGACGCGACCUGCGGCGGUGGGGAAUGCAAAGUUACCACAGUGAAACCUCUGUGGUUGAAUACAAGCCAUAACAGGGAGCUGGUUACAUUCAGACAGGUUAGCGGUCCCAUUGUGAAAUUGAUAAAAAUAGCGGGGGCGGGUUCUGCGUGUCCUUACGUGUCAGUGAGGCCGUACGCCAAGUCCAACAUGUCCAUCUCCUCGUCUGUGACCGGCCCCAACUUCUUAUAGACGUCCUCAUCGAAGAUCAGAUGGCAGGUGGAGCACGCCAGCGUUCCCUCGCAUGCUCCUGCAACCAGACACGCGCUGAGUGAGUCAAAGAGGUCCUCGUUACGUGUCGGGCAAGUCUGCUUGUUUACAAACCAAAGCCGUCAAAGUCAAGGUCUUCGUUAAUGACGACGUCAAGCAGAGAGUCUCCCGGAGAUCCUUCAACUGUUAUCUUCUCACCAUCUCUAUUGACGAAGUGGACCGUUACUUUGUUUGACCUGACGUGAGAAAGUGACAGAAAUUGUGUACAGUGAUCCCUCGUUUAUCGUGGUUAAUUUGCUCCAGACCUGACCGUGAAUGUCCGCCCCCCCCCCAUAUGCAUGCUGCUACUCGCAUACUUUACUUUUCCUGCUGGUUCUGUGCAAUGGGAAAUAUGUUGGUAGAUGUAACCUUCCAAUUAUUAAAAAUAACGGAAGUA